Molecule: messenger RNA, 667 nt
Organism: Drosophila hydei
Lineage: Eukaryota; Metazoa; Arthropoda; Insecta; Diptera; Drosophilidae
Exons: 3
Coding region: 18-593 (191 amino acids)
Source: RefSeq, a predicted model, not a curated record
UAAAAGGCCGCAUCAAAAUGCUGCGAAGCAUACGGCAAAUAGUACGAAUAAGGACCUUUUUAACUCCUCCAGUUUUUAAUUUAAUCAACACAUCAGCAACGGCGGCACUGAGAGUGUGCAACCAAGCAUCAUUGCACACAAGUUCAGUUUCAUAUAAAUAUGACAAAAAAUCAUCUCGAAAGUCGAACGACAUUGAUUCGGACGAUGAGGCAGAUGAUGAAUUUAAGGAUGAACGUGAUUCAAAAGUGGUUAAAACCAAAGUAAACUCACUGCGUGCGGAUUUACUACUAAAAUCCGGACUAGGCAUGGCCAGAAAUAAAGUUGAAAUGAAUUUCUAUGAGAGCAAAAUCCGUGUAAAUGGAAAGAAAUUGGCGAAAAAGAGUGAACAGCUCGACGUUGGCGAUGAGAUUGAUGUCAUACGCGGCUUCAGUCAGGCAAAUCCCUCACAUUUGGUUAUCGCACGUGUUGUUAUACUCUCCGCCGGAGAGCGUGAUGACGGACUCAGUGUGAAUUUGCGUCGUUACAAGUCGAUGUUGAUAGAAAACUACAGUGGCCCCAAUGCCUACAAAUCCUCGGAACCCGUCCAACACUAAGCCACAAAAACGAAGGAAUAUAUUCAAUGAAAAUCUAUUUUAUUUCGGCAUGCCCUAAUAUUUACAUAUGUGUA